Scophthalmus maximus (turbot) is the source of this 1364-nucleotide messenger RNA. It is a transcript of the gene stmn1a, whose product is annotated as stathmin 1a. Gene Ontology annotation, cellular component: neuron projection; cytoplasm. The transcript is spliced from 5 exons. Gene Ontology annotation, biological process: microtubule depolymerization; regulation of microtubule polymerization or depolymerization; neuron projection development. Lineage: Eukaryota; Metazoa; Chordata; Actinopteri; Pleuronectiformes; Scophthalmidae. The record is from RefSeq and is a predicted model, not a curated record. Gene Ontology annotation, molecular function: tubulin binding. Bases 178 to 627 code for a protein of 149 amino acids.
CGCUGAACGGCGUGACGACAUCCACUCCGGUCCUUUUUAAAGCGCGCGCUUGCUGUUACGCUCGCGCACACAGGUUUCGUGGUCAGUUCGGGGACAAGAGGAGAGUCGGGAAGCAGCAGUAUCAUCAUCAGCAGCAGCUUGUUGAAGGUAAACUUGACCUGCAGCACAUUCUCUAAGAUGGCAGGCGCUGAAGAUAUCCUGGUCAAGGAGCUUGACAAGCGGGCCUCGGGCCAGGCCUUUGAGGUCAUCCUGGCUGCUCCUGGCCCAGAUGCCAAGGGCGAGUUCCCCCUGUCUCCUCCCAAGAAGAAGGACGUCUCACUGGAAGAGAUUCAGAGGAAGCUGGAUGCUGCAGAGGAGAGACGCAAGAACCAUGAAGCGGAGGUUCUGAAGCACUUAGCUGAGAAGCGUGAGCAUGAAAAGGAAGUGCUCCUGAAAGCUAUGGAGGAGAACAACAACUUCAGCAAGAUGGCAGAGGAGAAGCUCAAUCUGAAGAUGGAGGCCAACAAAGAGAACCGCACAGCAAUUAUGGCAGCGAUGAAUGAGAAAUUCAAGGAGAAGGACAAGAAGUUGGAGGAGGUGCGGAAGAACAAAGAAACCAAAGAUCCCUCAGAAGAAGGAACCUCGUAAAACUGAAAGUUACGAACGGGAUUGUUUAUAGGGUUUUUUACGUAUCCAAAGAUUGAUUUAUUUUUUGUUUGGCCAGUAUUUUUGUUGUGUUCACUUCCCACCUUUUUUUGAAAUAAGAAAUACAAGUUUCACUUUGUGAAUUUUUCAAUUAUCCUGCUUUCAGUGUUCUUGCUCUGGUUUUACAUGUGGGUCAUUUCCUCCCUCGGAGUCUAACAUUUAAUAUGUAGCUUGUCAGUGCAGCUUCAGCCCUUUUUGAAACUUAGCAGUGUACUUAUCCUUUUUGAGGAAGCAUGUUUCUAUGCAUAGGCCUUUAAUCCCUGCUUAUUUCAUGCGUUUUGAAAAUGUCCCUGUGAAUCACACCUGUUCUUGGCACUUGCUGUAUAUUUAAAAAGAAAAGUAGCACAUGGUUUGAUGAGGCGUUGGCUGUUAAACAUGCAGGUGUUUAGUUCCGCUUUGCUAUCGAGAUUCUACUAGUUUGCUCCUGCAGGUCAUGUUUUUGUCUGUACUGAUUUUAGCUUUUGUAUUAAUAUGGGGUUGUCUUAAAAAGCACAUGACUUCUCUCUGUAUAUCUGUGAGUGAACAUCCCAGUCAUGGAAAUGGACACCAUCUUGGAACAUCCCUGAACAAGGUUGUACACAUGAAUGCAAAAGAGCAAUACACGUUGGCAUCUCAAUAGACACAGUGGCUAGUUGACUUAAACUGUUGUACUAAAACAAAUAAAUAAAAAUUAAACAAUU